GCAGUCAGACGAGUUUUACAAUUGAUCGCGUCAAAAUGUUUUCUAUACUUGUGUUGGGACUCUCGGUGUUGGCGUUGGUUUGGUAUUAUCUCAAACACCAUUACUCACACUGGGAGCGAAUUGGUUUUCCGUAUGAUAAGAGUGCUGGUAUUCCAUUUGGAUGUCUGGGCAGUGUUUGGAGAAUGGAGAAGGCCAUGGGCAUGGCCGUCUACGAUGUCUACUUGAGGAGCAAGGAGCGCUUUCUGGGCACAUAUCUGCUCUUCCGUCCGGCUGUCUUGAUACGUGAUGCCGAAUUGGCACGACGAGUUUUGGCCCAGGAUUUCGCCAGUUUUCACGAUCGUGGAGUCUAUGUGGAUGAGGAGAAGCAUCCGUUGUCGGCCAAUCUCUUUUCGCUGCCUGGCCAGAGUUGGCGUAAUAUGAGACAAAAGCUCUCGCCGUGCUUCACCUCCGGCAAACUAAAGGGCAUGUACAGCACCUCGGAGGACAUUGGCAAUAAAAUGGUGGGACAUCUGCACAAGGAGCUGCCGGAGCAGGGUGUCAAGGAAGUCGAUCUCAAGGCUGUUUUGAGCACCUAUGCCAUCGAUAUAAUUGCUUCCACCAUUUUCGGACUCGAUAUCAACAGUUACGAGCAGCCGGAAAAUAAAUUCAAAAAGAUGGUCUCAUUAGUUCGAAAUAGAACUCGCUUUAAUGCACUUUUGGGCAUGAUGAUAUUCCUGGUUCCCGCUGUGCCAAAAUUGUUCUUCCGAUUUGGCUUACAGAAUCCGGUCGGAUUGGCCAUGUUGGCCAUUGUCAAGGAGACCAUCGAGCAUAGGGAGAAACAUGGUAUUGUGCGCAAGGACAUGCUGCAGUUGCUCAUGCAACUGAGGAACACUGGCAGCAUCGACGAAGAUGACACAAAGAUCUGGAGUAUGAAGACCUCAGCCGACGGACGCUUAGAGAGCAUUUCUAUGGAGACCAUUACCGCCCAGGCUUUCAUUUUCUAUAUUGCCGGACAGGAGACUACGGGAUCAACGGCUGCAUUCACAAUUUAUGAGCUUGCCCAGCAUCCGGAGCAUCUGAAGCGACUGCAGGAUGAGGUGGAUGAGACACUAAAGCAAAACAAUGGACAAAUAACCUACGAUGUGCUCAACAAGAUGGAAUUUCUUGAAUUGUGCAUGCAGGAAACCCUGCGCAAAUAUCCUGGACUGCCAAUGCUAAAUCGAGAGUGUACACAGGACUUUACUAUACCCGACUCCGACCAUGUGAUUAAGAAAGGCACUCCAGUGGUUAUUUCCCUUUAUGGCAUACACCGUGAUCCAGAGUACUUCCCCGAUCCCGACAAAUACGAUCCCAAUCGAUUUGCCGAGGAGACAAAGAACUAUAAUCCCAUUGCCUACAUGCCUUUUGGUGAGGGUCCCAGGAUUUGUAUUGCCCAGCGCAUGGGUCGCAUCAAUUCCAAACUAGCCAUAGUCAAGAUACUCCAGAACUUCAAUAUCGAAGUGAUGGGCAAACAGGAGCCACAAUAUGAAGCGGACGGAAUUGCUCUGCAGCCCAAGGAUGGAGUCAAGGUGCGUCUGUCCAAGAGGAUUCCCAAAUUUUAAUACAAAAGUGUUAAAAUAAUGAAAUUAGUGAAUAUUUACGAUGCUGAAUAUUUAAUUAGAUAAAUUACCAGCCAAAAUUGUGAAAUUAAUAGAAAAUUUACCAAAAAAAAAACAAAAAGCAACGAAAAUUGAAAAGACAAUUUAUAAUACAAAACCCUUUUAAAUCAAUUAAAUUUUACCGAAAUUAUAAAAUCGACUCAAUCAAAAUUUACCAAAUUUAGAGAUUCGAUUUAUAUAGAAAAUUCACUAAAAAUUUUAAUAACAUUGAAAAUUGUUGUGAUCAAAAUUCGAUUAGUUAAAGUCCCCUUGACUCGAUGAAAAUUUAAAAAAAAAUGUGAAAUCAAUGAAAGUUGACUAUGGCUGAAAACUAGAUUAGAUAAGAUAUCCAUUAAGAUAGUGACUAGUAGAUAACUAACAGUAGUAAAGCCUUCUUAUCAACGAAACACAAAUACUUUGAUUCUAGUCAACAAAUUUGCUUGUUUAUGAUGAAUAUGAAUAUGAGUGUGAAUAUGUAUGAAUAGAAUAAACACUUUUUAUUAAAUGCUUGAGA
Drosophila innubila is the source of this 2130-nucleotide messenger RNA. It is a transcript of the gene Cyp6d4, whose product is annotated as probable cytochrome P450 6d4. The record is from RefSeq and is a predicted model, not a curated record. Gene Ontology annotation, molecular function: oxidoreductase activity, acting on paired donors, with incorporation or reduction of molecular oxygen; heme binding; monooxygenase activity. NCBI's taxonomy places the organism in Eukaryota, Metazoa, Arthropoda, Insecta, Diptera, Drosophilidae. The transcript has 3 exons. Bases 36 to 1580 code for a protein of 514 amino acids.